AUGGGCACUAAGGUGCAUUUGAGUACAGCUUAUCAUCCGCAGACAGAUGGUCAGUCAGAGAGGACUAUUCAGACCUUGGAGGAUUUGCUGAGGAUGUGUGUGUUGGAUUGGGGUGGCCAUUGGGCAGAUCACCUGAGCUUAGUUGAGUUUGCAUACAACAACAGCUUUCAGGCGAGUAUUGGCAUGGCUCCAUUUGAGGCUUUGUAUGGGAGGCCAUGUAGGACACCCUUAUGCUGGACCCAAGUGGGGGAGCGCAGCAUGUAUGGAGCUACUUAUGUUCAGGAGACUACAGAGAAGGUCCGUGUGGUGAGGCUGAACAUGAAGGAAGCUCAGGACAGGCAGAAGAGUUAUGCAGAUAGACGCAGACGAGAGCUUGAGUUUCAGUGGUUCUACAGAGGAGACUUGGGAGCCAGAGGCAAAGAUGAAAUUGAAGUUCAGGAAGUGGUUCGACAAGCAGACUCUCUGGGUGCAAGUAGGCCUCAGUUGAGUGUAGCUUAUCUGGGUGCAAGUAGGCCUCAGUAUAAGCAGUUUGGUUCAUCUGGGUGCAAGUGGGCCUCAGUAUGGACAGUUUCGGGUUCGUCUGGGUGCAAGUGGGCCUCAGUGCGGACCGGUGUGGACUUGUCUGGGGAUCAGGUGAGGAUCUCCAGUGUUGCGGCCUUGCGAGGUCGGGUUUUUGUGGUCUUUGUGACGUUUGUUUGUUGGGAUUCGAGGUCGAAUCCAGUUUAG
Molecule: messenger RNA, 726 nt
Organism: Microthlaspi erraticum
Lineage: Eukaryota; Viridiplantae; Streptophyta; Magnoliopsida; Brassicales; Brassicaceae
Source: the annotation of a GenBank genome assembly